This is a messenger RNA of Mugil cephalus (flathead mullet), 1077 nucleotides long. RefSeq names its product BOLA class I histocompatibility antigen, alpha chain BL3-7-like. The transcript has 5 exons. Gene Ontology annotation, cellular component: external side of plasma membrane. The record is from RefSeq and is a predicted model, not a curated record. Lineage: Eukaryota; Metazoa; Chordata; Actinopteri; Mugiliformes; Mugilidae. Gene Ontology annotation, biological process: immune response. Bases 22 to 1077 code for a protein of 351 amino acids.
CACACAGCUCUUUACCAGCUGAUGGCCCAAUGUCUUCAUCAAAAUAAAAAAUAUAAAAUCAGGAUGAAAACGUUGUUGUUGCUGCUUCUCUUGUGUCAUGUUUCAUCAUCAGUGAAACAUUCACUGAAGUAUUACAUCACAGGUUCCUCUGGAGUCCCAAACCUUCCAGAGUUUAUGAUCGUAGCAGAGGUUGAUGACAUCCAGGUGACUUACUGUGAUGGCAGCAACAAGAUAUAUGAACCAAGACAGGACUGGGUGAAAAAACUAUAUGAUGACAAUCCUCAACUCUGGACACAGGGCACUCAGGACUGUUUUGAGAUUCUACCUCCAUUCUUCAAAAUCCUAAUGAAUGAUUUGAUCCAGGUCUUCAACCGCAGUGAAGGUGUUCACAUUUUACAGUUCAUGAGUGGCUGUGAAUGGGAUGAAACGACUGGAGAGGUCACUGGUUUUGUACAGUUUGGUUAUGGUGGACGAGACUUAAUUGAAAUGGACCUGAAGACGUUGACAUGGACCGCUCUGAGACCAGAGGCUGACAUUAUCAAACAGAAAUGGGACGCUGAGUCUCUAAGCAUAAAAGAAGCUGUGGGAUUGUUCCCUGAGUGGCUGAAGUUGGAUUUGAAGUAUGGGAACAGCUCUCUGCUGAGAACAGACGUCCCCUCAGUGUCUCUCCUCCAGAAGACUCCCUCCUCUCCAGUCAGCUGCCACGCUACAGGUUUCUACCCUGACAGAGCCAUGAUGUUCUGGAGGAAAGAUGGAGAGGAGAUUCAUGAAGGAGUGGAGCAUGGAGAGAUCCUCCCCAACCAUGAUGGAUCCUUCCAGAUGAAUGUUGACCUGAACAUUUCAUCAGUCUCACCUGAAGACUGGAGGAGGCACGACUGUGUGUUUCAUCUCUCUGGUGUGGAGGACGACAUCAUCACCAAACUGGAUGAAACACAGAUCAGAACCAACUGGGUUGAGAAGCCUGAUGACAUGACCUCCACCACCAUCAUCAUCAUCAUCUCUGCAGUGGUUGUUGUCGUCUUUGCAGCAGCUGCUGGAUUCAUGGUUAAUAGAAAGAAACAAGGUGAGCUACUUUGA